AUGCAGCGCCCCCUCUUGAUGGUCCCCCCUCCUGUUUCUUCUCUCCAGGGGGAGGAGUCGAAGCCCCUUCUGCAGCCCACCAGCAGCCCGCCCAACAAAUCCUUAAAUGGCACGGAGUCCAACUGCUACAGCCUGCCUUCGGCCCGAACAGAUGAACAGGCUCUGCUCUCGUCCAUCCUCGCCAAGACGGCCAUCAACAUCAUUGACGUGUCGGCCGCGGAUUCGCAGGGCAUGGAACAGCACGAGUACAUGGACAGGGCACGGCAAUACAGCACACGACUGGCCAUGCUGAGCAACAACCUGAUGCACUGGAAGAAGCUGCCUCCCCUCCCGUCUCUCACCAGCCAGCCCCACCAAGUGCUGGCCAGCGACCCGGUGCCCUUCGCAGACUUGCAGCAGGUCUCUCGGAUAGCUGCGUACGCCUUCAGUGCCCUUUCCCAGAUCCGGGUGGAUGCGAAAGAAGAGCUGGUUGUGCAGUUUGGGAUCCCGUGAUGCCGCUUCCGCCACUCCCCCUCCCCUUCCCCACCCCUCCCCUCUCACUUUUUAUUUCUUUUCCCUCGAUCGGCUCGUCGCUGCAGCAGAGUUUGUCUGGAAUUCAGCACACGGAAUCUCCUACUCCUUGCCACAGAGACGGUUACGGACAGCCAGCGGCUGCCCCCUUCCGGCGUGUCGUCCCCCUCUGUUCCCUGCUGUCGCUGCCCUGGUGAGGGGAGGGGGGGCGUGUUUGGGCAGGCCAAGACGUGAGGUUUUUGGAGGACGACGAAGGGGGUCACUCAGCACACAGGAAACUCGCUUAACUCGACUCAAUAGAAGUGUGAAUCUUGCCUCACUUUGAUUGACACUGAGACACAUGGGGGGGGCACGGGGUGGUGGGAGGGGAGGGGACCGUCUCUCAGUAAUUUGGGGAAACUCUGGCUGUUGGGGGCACUUCCCCGUCGGCUUGGUGAGAUUGCUGAAACGCUGACGUCUUCAGGUGGGAAGGGGGACUUGGAUUUGCAACGUCACUUUCUCACUGAGUGCAGAUUUACUUUUUCCCCCCUCUGCUGCCGCCAUCCUUGUUUGGGGUUUUUAGGAUAUAUACGGGAGGGUGAAGUUGGAUUUUUAAAAAAGAAAUUAAGGUUUUGCCCUGCAGAUGAAGAACGGCGCCGCGUCUCUUCUCGGGGGGGGGGAGCCCUCUGUCCCAGUUUACAUGGCCGAGCUGUCGUUUUUGUUUUAACUUUUUUUUUUUUUUGCUAAAGUAGAUAUUAAAUAUAAAUACAUUCAUCCACGCCAA
Messenger RNA from Heteronotia binoei (common prickly gecko), 1273 nucleotides. RefSeq names its product late endosomal/lysosomal adaptor, MAPK and MTOR activator 1 (gene LAMTOR1). The transcript is spliced from 4 exons. Lineage: Eukaryota; Metazoa; Chordata; Lepidosauria; Squamata; Gekkonidae. The record is from RefSeq and is a predicted model, not a curated record. Gene Ontology annotation, molecular function: molecular adaptor activity; guanyl-nucleotide exchange factor activity. Bases 1 to 492 code for a protein of 163 amino acids. Gene Ontology annotation, biological process: cellular response to amino acid stimulus; regulation of receptor recycling; endosomal transport. Gene Ontology annotation, cellular component: late endosome membrane; membrane raft; Ragulator complex.